AUGCGCCCGAAACAGCUUUCCGCUCUGCUGCCAUCAUCUACAUCUUUCGAUGGACAUGUCAUCUUCGUCAACGUAGAUCGCACACAGUGCGACACGUUGAUCAUCUUUUCCAACAGGAAGAGUACCGCUCUUACGCUGCCAGAGCUUUCUCUGGUCAAGGCAGAGGGACUGCGCACUCAGUGGCAAGCCUAUCUCAGACACCAAAAUGUUCGCGAGCGUGGCCUCUUAGCGUCAGGGCAACAUCGAUCUAGCGGUACUACCCCCUUUCACAACAUCUUGGAUCGUCUCUGGAAAUGGAUUGUGGGCCCUAUACUGGAAGAACUUGAGCUAGACGUUAUCAACACAGACCGUGCCCAACUUCCUCACAUCAUUUGGUGCUCGACUGGACCAUUGACACAGCUGCCACUGCACGAAGCGGGGAUUUAUGACGAUGAUGCCGGGCCUCGCGUGUACAACUUUGUGGUCUCCUCGUAUACGCCGUCACUCUCCGCAUUGACGCGUAGCAUCGAUGCUCUCGGGCAGCAACACACAACGCCUGGGAUCCUCGUGGUGGCGCAGCCCAACACACUGGGGUUAUCAUCACUCCUGGGUACGACGCUCGAAGGAGCUCGGCUGCGCGAGGUCUUUGCCGCCUCUCAGACACCUUCUAUGGCUUUGAAUGGUGAAGAGGCGAUGGUUGGUGCCGUGAAACUUGCUCUCCAGGAGCACUCCUGGCUGCAUCUCGCGUGCCACGGCUGUCAAGAGGUCGACGAUCCCUUGAAGAGUACAUUUGCGCUGCACAAGGGCCGGCUGACGCCAUCGGAUUUAAUGGUGACCACGGCCGAUAACGCCGAGCUCACGUCCCUUUCUGCCUGCCAGACCGCCGUCGGCGACGAGAAGAUACCCGAGGAGUCGAUGCACCUCGCAGCCGGUAUGCUGGCCGUCGGGUACAAAGGUGUCAUUGCGACGAUGUGGUCGAUCAAGGAUGACGACACGCCGCUGAUCGUCGAGGCGUACUACAAGGAGCUUCUCGCGCUGUGCGCAUCGGGAGUGCUCGGCGCAGGAGAGACGGGCGCCGCGUAUGCACUGCACGAGACGGUUCAGGGUUUGAGGAAGAAGAUUGGGGAGAACGUCCUGCGGUGGGCGCCGUUCGUGCACUUCGGAUAUGGGUAG
Molecule: messenger RNA, 1152 nt
Organism: Peniophora sp. CBMAI 1063
Lineage: Eukaryota; Fungi; Basidiomycota; Agaricomycetes; Russulales; Peniophoraceae
Source: the annotation of a GenBank genome assembly